AAGCCCCUGAUGGAGAAGAAGCGACGGGCGCGCAUUAAUGUGUCUCUGGAGCAGCUCAAAGCAUUGCUAGAGAAACACUACUCACACCAGAUCCGGAAACGCAAGCUGGAGAAGGCGGACAUACUGGAGCUGAGCGUCAAGUACGUGAAAAGCCUUCAGAACUCGGUGCAAGGGCUCUGGCCGGUCCCCAGCGGAGCCGAGUACCCGUCGGGCUUCCGCGGCUGUCUGCCAGGCGUCAGCCAACUUCAGCGGUGCGGCGAGGAGGGCGGUGGCAGCCCGCGCUGCCCCCUGGUGCACGAGCGCGCGGGUGGCAGCACCAUGGACAGCGCCAGCCCCGGGCCCGAGGCGCCUGCGCCGCGCGGCCCCUGCGCCCCGGUAGUUUGGGCCCCUGACCCGGCCGCGGGCGGAUCCCGGUCCCCGCCACCCCGGCUCUUUGGAGGUCUCCCCGGCCCGUCUACCAGCGUCCCCGGCCCGCAGUCGGCGUCUCGCCGCUUCGCCGAGAGCUCGGGGUCCGGGCUGCGCUUGUGGCGGCCCUGGUGAGACUCAGGUGCGGUCUCGGACUCAAGAGAGCCCUCGUCUUGCCUGGGGACGCAGAGACUGUUCUGAACCGCCCGAACCGCGGUCAUCGGUUCUGGUCCCGGGACGGGAUGGCCGGGAGGGAGCUGCGUAUCUGCGAACUCGGGGAGGUACAGGAAGCCGCGGUUGGACAGGGUUCUGCGCUUCUAGGCAUAGCCCAUCCCCCACCCCAGCCCUACCAACUCAGGCUGAACCCACUUUCUCCUCCCACCUUCUAGUAGAUCAGGGAGGGGGGUGUACCCGGCUGCGCCCCUUUCCCAGGGCCCCUGGCGGGCAGCCCGCCCCCACCCCCGCCCCGCGGCCGCGCCGCUGUGGGAAGGUCGCCGUCGGCAGCGGCGCAGAGCGGACCCCUCGCAGCGAGGAGAAUCGCUGCCCCGCCCCGGCCCAUUCAACCAGCCGGGGACGCCCGGUUCCCACCGGCACAAAGCGCGCCAGGUCCCGCCCCGCCGGCGAGGGGCCCCCAGCCCAGCCCACCCCCGCCCUGGACCCACUCUGCUUCCACGGAUCCCCACCCCCUCCGCACGCUGCGCGGCCCACCCGCUGGCGCGCACUCGGAAGUCAGCCCCGUCCCUGGAGACCAGCCCUGCGCGGGCCCCGCCCGGUGAGAUGCUCCGCCUCCGCCCCGGCCCCCUGACGGUGCGCACCGUCACACCAGCUUGAGGGUUGCGAGGGCAAACCCCCGGCUCCUCUCUAGCGGGAAUUCACUUCUCCCUACUCAGAAAAGAACUUCGGCCCGCGGCCUGGCCUCGGGCAGACCCGCCCCAACAGCGCAGUGGCCCCGCCUCUGGGCCUCUGGGCCCGCCAGGAGCCCACCACUCUUGACCACCGAAAAUGAGGUCAUUGCUGUGCUCAGGCCUGAACCCAGGGGUCCCGGCCCGCGAGGGGAAGCCUAAGGGUAGAGGACAGGAAUCCUGCGCUGAGGCCAAGAUGAAUUCCCGGCACCUCCUCCCACUAGCUUAAAAUUCAGAAUAAAGAGGCCACGAAGGUUCUGAUUUUCUCCCAUGAUGCCUACUUAGGUGAAUCUUCUUUUGAACUACAAAUAGCAACUUUGUAUAAAUCAUUGCUCAUUUUGAGCUGCCCCUGCCUUGCCGCGUGCUAAACCCGACCUGGUCAGAUGGCGGGGCUCCCCUACCCGACCCAGCGGGCUUUUCCGAGGUGGGGCGGCGGUCCCCGGCCGUCUGUCGGGUCUCAGCUUCCCGGCUCUAAUCCUUCUGCUGGCCAUUAGGUGGCGACCUUGCAGCGUGGACCCAGGCCGCGUCCUCCAGAUUCCAAUCCUGGCUGGACCGGGGUGGGGGGGUGGGCGGUGUCACCGGCACCACGGGUCCGCCUCCUCUAGGCGGGGCUCCAUCGACUCCGCUCUCCUGGCCCUCCAGAAUCCACCUCAGUGGGGUCAGCGGUCCCUGAAGCCAUCCUCAGGCCAGGGCUGCCACCUUCAGUCACAGGUCCUCUCCUCCCUCUGUUAGAGCUUUGAGGCCCCCCCCCCCCACGCCAUCCUGCCGCUGCUCCAGGCCCGUCUCGCUCGCUGGGUGGGUGUCGCGUGAUUUGCAGAGCGAAAGGGGCAAGUCUGACUCAAAGGAAGGGCGCGCUAGCGGAGGAAUUCAGGACCCAGAGGGAAAGAUGUUCGGGUGUAGCUGUGCUGUUGGGUUCUAGAGAGGUGUUUCUAGGAAACUGGCAUGGGAUUGCCUGGUGCAAAUCAUAGGAAGUUUUUAUUGGAUUCUGUACAGAAAUGCUCAGUUGUUGAAGAAAAAAAAAACCUACAAACGGAUCCUGGCUCUGGGCUGGGUGGUGGUAUGAAGACAGCGCUCCCUGCCUGCUGAACCCAGGGUCCAGCUGCUCAUCAAGGCAGCCAGCAGGCCUGGAGGCUGGACAAAGGGAGAGAGGGUCCUCCCUUCUCUUUAAUUUUGUAAAAAUCAGGACUGGAGGGACUUCAGGAGACCAUGCCUCCUGUGGGUAUUGCCAUCAGAUAUGAAAUACACAGAGUGAAAACGCAAGGUGACAAAUUGGCCAGCCUGAUGGGGGUGGGGGGCAGUGGCUAACUGCUGACCUCUGCCCCCACAUGACAUGUCUGUCCUCGAAGGCACAGCUGCGUUGGCAAGGCAGGCCUCCCACGGCUGAGGCUGGACUGGAGCCCCUGCCUUGCUCACGUGGCCAGCCCAUCCCCCCAAGUUACCCCACAGCCAGAGAUGGAAGGGGCCUCUGAAGCUGAGACAAAACUGGGCACUAGUUCCCAUGGCCCCCACAUUCUCCCCAUUCCCAGGGGCCUCUCUGGAGCUGGGACCCUGCCUGGAGGGUAAGGAGACAGCCUUGACCACCUGAGUGGCAGAGGCAGUGCUGCAAUUCCAGAUUCCAGAACAGGAAGGAAGUGGGUGUAGACCAGCUCUUUGCUGAACCUGGAACCCACUCCAGGUCUUCAUAUGUCGGAGCCACCGAUGGGAGGCAGGGGAUGGGGUGAGACUCCCUCUGCAUCCCGCCCCACCACUCCAGCCCAAGGUCACAGCUGUUUCUGGGCUUCUCCUUAGCCCGAGUCUGGCGUCUUCCGCCAUGGAAGACCCAGCAGGCCCUCUCCAGGGCCCGUGGCCAAGCCUGGGCUGGCGAGAGGUCUGCCCAGCAUGGAGAGCAAUGAAGAGCCCUGCCUCAGGGUGGAGAAAGAAUCUCACCAGGGACCAGGCCUUAAACCCAGAAUUUGGGAGGCCUGGAAGCCAAAAUCCCUUCCUGGGCAGACCUGCAUGGGUUGGGGAGAGGCACCAGGACCAGGAAGCCCCCUCCCCCUUUGCUUAAUUUCUGUCCACCAUGUAUCCAGGACUUUCAUGGUGGGAGUCACAGAGGUGGCUGAAUGAAGGCAGAGUGAUGGGGGGGGCAGAUGCUAAUAGCGGUCAAGGUGAGUGUGGUGCAACGGGGACGGGUGCAAAAGUGUUGUGCUUUAGCUGGGGUGGGAGGAUUUCCCAAGCAGGCCAGGGGCACUAAGCAUGGGCGGCCUCAGGCUUGGGGGCCACAUCAGGCCAGAAGACUGACCUCCACAAAGGUUUCAUGGAGGGCCCUAGACUCACUCUCACUCCCUGUCCACCCAGUGGUCAGGGCACACUGACCAGGAGCCUUGUCCAAGCAGUCCUGAGAGUUAAUAUGGUCGCCUGCUCAUCACACAUGGGGAAGCCAAGGCAGAACAGGUCAGCAGGGAGACCUGCUGAGAGAACGGGUUGGGCUACGAAGACCCCUGUGCUUAGAGACCCUCUGUGCCCCACCCCCUGAGGUGCGAUAAUUACAGUGCAGGGCAGAAAGCUGGGUGCAGUCUCGUGGCUCCUGCAGGGCUGGGCUUUGUUGCAUCGGGUGGUGGCCCU
Molecule: messenger RNA, 3911 nt
Organism: Sus scrofa (pig)
Lineage: Eukaryota; Metazoa; Chordata; Mammalia; Artiodactyla; Suidae
Gene: HES3
Product: hes family bHLH transcription factor 3
Molecular function (GO): protein dimerization activity
Source: RefSeq, a predicted model, not a curated record